Diachasma alloeum is the source of this 1898-nucleotide messenger RNA. RefSeq lists its product as uncharacterized. NCBI's taxonomy places the organism in Eukaryota, Metazoa, Arthropoda, Insecta, Hymenoptera, Braconidae. The transcript has 4 exons. Bases 743 to 1804 code for a protein of 353 amino acids. The record is from RefSeq and is a predicted model, not a curated record.
UCGUCCACCCCUUCGCCGAUGCCCGGUGCCCUGCUAAUCAUUUUCGGACUGACACUCUUCCUCGCCGUCCCGAUGCUGUCCCAAUCGUCCAUAGUCGCCAUCGCGUCCCGACCCCAAAACAAUCCUCAACCUUCACCAGCUACCAAAUCUGUUCAGAGCUCCUUUCGCCCGAAAAUUCGUGCUCAAAUCUACAACUGUCACUAAAAACCCUCGUCUAACCCCACAAACGAUCUCCGACUGUCCCCCGACGUAAACAACAGAAGAACAGAUUCACUCCGCCCAAAGAGAGGCGAAUCUCAACAAAUCAGUUAAUUCAAAACCUCAGGCUCGUCCAAUGAGGCCUCUCAUCACGUCCCGUUUCCAGUGAAUCCAGCGAAUGAGACGAGACCUAUGAAAUUAAUUCCCCCGAGUGACUGCUUCUGUUGUGAACCAAUCUUGAGUGUCGAACGGGCGAUGGAGAUGGUAAAACAAUUGUCAAGGUGUUGCUCGUCAUUUUGUGACACAAAAAUGAUUUGCACGUGAAUCAGUGGGUGUUUUUGAUACUCUUACAAAUGUGAAACGAAUUUCUAUGGAUAAGCGCCAUUUGAAUACAUAUCAGAGUGUGAAGUGAUGUUGAUGAUGCGUUUGAUGGAACAAUUAACCUCACUAUUGUUAAGAGACAAAGAGACAGGGUACAAUCAAGUAUUUUGACCAAAUUUAUAUUCAGGGAAAUACGGAAUUUAAUGGUGUAAAAAAAUGAGAGAUGCGCUUUAAGGGAUUGCUGCUGUUCCUGAUUUGCUUGGUUGGUACUAGUGUUGUUUUUAUUGGGUUCAGCUAUCAGCGACCUUCCAUUCAAACUUUAGUAACGGAGACGCAUAAACAAUUGCGGAGCUUCCAGGAAAACUUGAAAGAUGUCGAGGAAAAAAGGCUAGUGACAGACUCCAAGUACCUCGCACUACUUGGUCUCGAUAGUCAACCAAGCACCCCAUCCCUACUAUCAAAACCUCAGAAUGUAACCAUCGUUACACUGCUACGACCAGGAAAUGAGAUUAAUAUUUACGGAUUUAUAAAAAAUGUAUCGCACUUUUUACCAACAAAUAACAUUGCAAUUUACGGAGUGGGGUUGAACGACGAUGCCAUGCUGAAUCUGCGAGCAAUAUGUAACUCAAGCAGAUGCACUGUCGUACCGUUUGACUUGACGCCAUUCCCCAAUCACGCUGAAGAUGAUAGACUUCAUGUCUAUCGACCUCUAGUCAUACAGACAGCUUUAAAUACUCUAGGAAAUAUAUUAUACAUGGACUCAAACGUGAGAAUAAACAAUUCCGAUGUAUCGAAGUACCUUUCACCACCCUCUGGGAUAUUCACAUGGCCAACGAAGCAUGCAAUAAGUUCACUGACACAUCCCAAAAUGUAUGAAUACUUUCAUGCAUCCUCGGACAGUUUUUUCUUUCUUCCUUUGAUAAGAGCUUCACACUUAGUCAUUAGAAAUACUAAAGAAAUCAGGGAGAAUGUCAUGCUACCCUGGGUACAAUGUGCACUAACGAGAGAUUGUAUUUGUCCUAUAGGUGCACAAUCAUUUGGCUGCAGAUUCAACAAAAAGCCCCAGUACCGCUAUUCCGGCUGUCACUCCUACGACACAUCAGCCCUAAACAUUGUCCUAGGUCUCUACUUCAAUUACGACGAUUCACGCUAUAUAAUCACCGAGAGAGAGUCUUAUUUCACAAAAAUGCAAUCAGAUGAAAUCAAUGACGAGUACCUGACGAUCGCAAGGCAGAAUAAUAGCACAGAGGCUAAUCUCAGAAACUUAAUGCUACUAGAUACAUGAAUUAUCAGUAUUUAUGUUGAAGGAAUUCCUUACGAACAAAUCAUGUGAUAAGCUGGCACAAUUGUACUUGAAUAAAGUCUUCGAUGAACAAUCA